Messenger RNA from Acanthochromis polyacanthus (spiny chromis), 4659 nucleotides. It is a transcript of the gene dcp1b, whose product is annotated as decapping mRNA 1B. The transcript has 10 exons. The coding region runs from base 242 to 2188 and encodes 648 amino acids. The record is from RefSeq and is a predicted model, not a curated record. Gene Ontology annotation, molecular function: mRNA binding; enzyme activator activity. Gene Ontology annotation, biological process: deadenylation-dependent decapping of nuclear-transcribed mRNA; deadenylation-independent decapping of nuclear-transcribed mRNA; positive regulation of catalytic activity. Lineage: Eukaryota; Metazoa; Chordata; Actinopteri; Pomacentridae. Gene Ontology annotation, cellular component: P-body.
UCUAAGUUGUUUACAAUCUCUCUGGCUAAACAUGGCCGUUUACAAACUCACUCAUGAUAGUUAGAACUCGAAAACUGUUGAUUUUUUAAAAAUUCACAAGUCUUCAUUAGCGAAACGGGCUACGGUGCAAACACCAGUUCAAUAGUGUUUUCCCUCGUCGCUGGUUUUAUUUUUUUUAUCGCUUCUUCGCGGGAGUGGUUAGCUGAAGCUAGUCAGCGAGCUAACUUCUCCAUAGGGAACAAUGACAGCGACUUCUUCAGGUAGCACUAGCUGCCUUGCUGCGAAAGGACUGGACAUAAGUCUGGCUGCCCUGAAGCGACAAGACCCCUACAUUAAUAACAUCGUGGACGUGGCCAGUCAAGUCGCCCUGUAUACUUAUAACAACAGGACAAAUGAGUGGGAGAAGACAGAAGUGGAAGGGACACUUUUUGUCUACACCAGGCUGGCAUCUCCCAGACAUGGUUUCACCAUCAUGAACCGGCUCAGCAUGGAGAAUCUGACAGAGCCAAUCACCAAAGACCUGGACUUCCAGCUCCAGGACCCCUUCCUGCUUUACCGCAAUGCAAGAUUGGUUAUCCAUGGGAUUUGGUUCUAUGAUAAGGAGGACUGUCAGCGCAUUGCUCAGAGGAUGAGGAUUCUGACCCAGCAGGAGCAGGUCCUGGCUCAGUCCCAGGGUGGUUGGUUAUCUCCAGCAGGAGGAGGAGGAGCAGUGGUAGUAGGUGUUGGUGGAUUACCGAGAGGAGGAGAAAGUAACGCAAAGGCAGUGGACAUCAUCCAGAUGUUAAGCAAAGCACGCACAGAGUAUGACAAGGAGAAAUCUACCUCAGAGCCAAAGGAGAUUGGCGGCAGCAGUGUUCUGUCUGGAAACCCCCACCUAAUCAAACCAAUACCCGUGAAACCCAACGCUCAGGACAGUGAAGGUGCUGAACUGAAACCUCUCUCUUUGGCCACUCUGUUUGGCCCUCAGCAUCAGCAUCACCACUCAUCUAAACCAGACCCUGUUCCUAAUGUGGCUGCUCACACGAUAUCAGCAGGGAAAGUUACUCGCCCACCUGUCGCCCGCACAUUGACCUACGGUGAUGCAGUGAACUCCAGCAGAGGUGUGACCUCCAAUGGAGGGAAUGUUGCACCUACCGGGAGUUCAGAAGGAGUUGUCAGGGCCGUAGUUGGGGAAGAUGGUGGACACGUAGUUGGCGGUUUGCUGUCGAGCCCCACCACCACUCACCAGCAGCAGCACUGCCCGGCCAUCGCAAAGCUCAUGCAGGGACAGAGAGGCGUCGGUGGGGUCCUUCAAACCGUGUCCGAGUCCCCUGAAAAUCGGCUGUGUGACAACGGUGUGCCGCUGGAUCAUCACCAUCACCAUCUUUACCACCAGCAGUACCAGCAGCACCACCAUCAGCUUCAGCAGCUUCAGUCUGACCCAAUCAAGAGACUUUUUCAAGGCCAGCCUCCUCCUCCUCCACCCACCGCCUCCUUCCCCUCCACUGCUCCUCCGUGUUGCUCCAACCCUCCUCCUCUUCAGCAGAGCCCUCGUCUCUCCUCCCAGCCUGUGAUAAUGGAUUCUGUGUCAUGUUCCCACCUCCAAGCACAACAAAGCCAGCAGCUGUAUUUCAGCCUUUCUAAGUCUCAAGCAGAGGUGCAGCACAGCAGUCAAACAGCUGCACAGGGAACAGGUCUGCCUUCCCAGAUGCCAGGUGUGGUGUCACCUCAUGAGCUCCUCCAGAAGCUCCAGCUGGUCCAGCAGGAACAAAGUCUGGCUUCUAAUGAUCCACCUCGACCCUGUCCAAACCUGGCCCCUCGAUUCUUGGGGCCCACACAAAGUCAAGGUGCAGGCCAAACGUUGGGCACCGUCCCAAACACGACCACGACCACUGCAGGUCAAAAAGCUGCACUUCAAUUUCAGGUCAUCUCCCCCCAGCGGAUACCAGCCACUGUGGCACCGAGUCUGCUCCUUUCUCCCAGUGUGUUCAUUCAGACCACGUCUAGUGGUGAGUUAGUUGCUCAGGACAACAGUCCUGCCACCUCAUCCCUGCCCAGACCCCCGUUGCAAAAGGAGGUCAGAGUUCUUUCCAGAAACCAGCUGCAGGCCACACUGCUGCAUCUCAUUCAGACUGACGGCUCAUUCCUGGACUCUAUCUACGAAGCCUACAUCAGCCGCUUUGCUAACGACUCCAGCGGCAAGUAUUGAUGACUCCUCACAUCCCCUGUCUGUACAUGCACCCUCUCCAGAGGCUGCUUCCUACACCUAAUAUGGACGCACUUCUACCACCUCUGAAUCACACGCAUUCACUGUUUCUCCUCAGUCAAUCCGACUCUCUUUGCUUCAAGUCUCUGGUUACAAAAAAAACAUACAAAAAAAACAAACAAAAAAAACGGUUAUCAAAGAUGUAUUUUCCUUUUUCAUCCUGUGACGCCUCUUAAAGAACUAAUUCUCUCAAGCUGAAGACAGAAGAAGACAUUUUUAUGACAAAUAUACGGUCUGUAGAUAGAAGGAAAAUGUAGCCUGCACUUAGUCCACUGUCUUUGAAGACACCUUCUCCGUUUUUCCGAAAUGUUUGGAUUUGUAAUGAUAAUCUUCACUAUUUUUUUCCAUUCAGUGUAGCAGUAUUUUAUUUUCUUACACUUUCAUAGCUCCACAUAUCACCAGCGAACCUACUGGCCUUUUACAAACGAGUCUUCCUCGUCUUAAAAGUAGUGCUAAAGAACAAGCUCAAACCUGAAACUAGGUGAGCUUAUAAAAUGAAAUGUACAGCAUGUUAAACAUGGCCUUUUUCUGUACAUUUGGAAGAGUAAGUAUUUUGAACACUGUCAGAAUUUGAGUCCUUUUAAGUUCUUACUUUGCUGACUAAAGGAAUAAUAGGUGAGUAUAUUUUACUAUCCAAAGGCUUUUAAGAUUAUUGUAAAAAUGAUACCUUGUCAUGUCAGGUUUUUUUCUUUUAAACAUAUUUUUUUCAGGUGACAUUUGUGAUGAUGAAUAUAUUUGUGGUAUUUUUGUUAAACUCACCGGGGAUUUUGACAUUUGUGAUAGAAACCAAUGUAUUGAUGAGGAUGACUGCAGCAAGAUAUUUUCCUUUAAAUUUUUAACGCUUGUCAGUGGAGUAAGAGAGAAAGUCAUUUUCUAUCACAGCACUUUGCAACAAAACUAGUGCUUUAUUUGUCUUAUUCAUCCUUUUUUGAAUAUAAUUGUUAUGAAGACAGAAAAGACAUGGGCUUGAAAAAAGAAGGAAACUACAGGAGAUUGUCAAAAUGCACUACCUCACAGAAAGCAAGUUUGGAGGUGUACCUGUGUUUUUAUUGGGUGGCACAAUGAUGAUUGGGCAGUUUUAAAGGUUCACUAGUCAAAUAAAGCUGUUGGUUUCAGUUUUUCAAAAGGGAUUUCAUCAUUACGGGAAAGUUUUAACUAGAGCACGACAGAAAUAUUGGUUGGCCGAUAUUAUCAAAUAUGCACCAAUAUGAAAACUUUUUUUUUUUUUACAGAAUACAAUGCAUAAAAAAGAUGUUCAUUUAGAAAUGGUGCCAUCACAUAUUUUGAGUUACGGAGCAGCUCCGACUCCAUUAUUUAUAAUACUCGCAGUACUCUCAGCAGCACAUGCAGCAGAGCAGAUGGUGGUGCAGAGUCAAGUGGUGUCUUCACUGUAAGUUGCUGACUAAUAUAUUAAAUAUAUUGGUUCAACGUUAAUAAACAAUGACCCCACCAUUUACCUUUGUCAGCAUAACUAAUGUACUCUGCAUACUUCAAUGUUAAGACUAUCAGCUGGUAUGUUGAAUCCCUUAAAUUCCCUACAAAAUAAUGUCUCAAUUGGCUCUGAAAAUCCAAUAUCAGUUGGGCUCUAGUUUUAACACACUAAAUACAACUAAAGCUGUUGUUAUAACUCAUGCUGUCCUAAUUUUGCAUUCAUGCCAGAGUUUCUAAACAUUCUCCCUGCUAAAACAAACGACAUGCACAAAUAACUAUUUAUUGAUCAAAUACGUGAUGAAAAAUCUCGUUAAAUUUGUAAUUAAUAAAAAAAACAAAGAGACAUUUACUUAAAUAAAAUGCAACAAAGAAGGUAUUUAAGCAUAUCUAAUAAUUAUUAUUAUUUGGAGUUCUCAGGCCUGUUUGAAGUAGAAAAUCUAAUAGAAAAUGUGUUUUCAGAAACUGUAUGUUCUGUAUUAAGCGUAAUUAGUCAUUUUCAUUCAGUUUAAGAUGCUGCUUUGGGUAAAAAUGUUUCAUGGUUUCAAGGUUUGCAUAUUGUGUUUAGCUUGUGUGCUGAACUCAGACACAUCCAGGCUAUAAGUAGCUACCAGACAAAAACAGCAGCAACAAAGACAGACAACAUGAUUCAGGAAAAAAACAGAAGAUAUUACUCCCUAUUUUUGUACUCAAGAAGAAAAAAUGUGUAGCUGUCAUAGUAUAAAUAACCAGCAUGUUACAGUUAAAGGUACAAAAAAUACAUUUCAUCAUAUUACAACAUAUCUGGAGACAUUUGUCAGAUGCUUAUUUUUAUGGUUUUAAUUCAAAAGAGUUUAUCCGUAUAUUUUCAGCAAAGAUUUAAAAAAUGAUGAGACAUUGAAAUGUAAAUAGAGAUGUUUCUACACAUGUUUCUUCAUGUCUGGGAUGUUUUGUUGUUACAUAAAUUGGAAUAUAUUUUAAUUGGCUAUUAAAUGUUGUACAAAUGC